AUGUCAGCGGAAACACCUGUGGUCUGCAGAGAUUGUUGGCCCAUCGCAACAAAGAAGGCUGAGCAAGAAUUUAACAAAACUGUCUCUAGAUGGUUAACCGAUAUAUCUAAGGAGGAGCCAGAUUCCAACCUUCCCAGAAUCCUCCCUUCUCUGUUUCAUUCCCCAGGUGGUGAGAAGUUUAGGAGACUUCUUUUCCAUUUCUCCACCUUUGUGGUCAAACGGUGCAUCAAGCAGGAACAAGGAGUAAGGGAUCAUGAAAUCAUGAAGCACCCGAUGCUAACACCUAACACCACCAGACUGAGUGGAGUGAUGCGGAAAGCAGUGAUGUGUAACUCUAUCAGACACAGGAAACGCUUCUUCACUGUGGCCCAAGAGUCCUUGAUUGCACAUAAACAGUGGAAGGACUAUGCCAGUGAACUUGUGAAAGACUAUCGUAAGGUUAGCAAGACAAUCCGUGAGCUGGAACACCAACUCCGUGAUGCUCGACAGAAAGCUGAGGAGAGGGCCACAGCUAAAGGAAGUCCCCAUCUGGCUGGGAAAGCCCUGGCAAUGAAGAGAGCUCAGCAUGUACAACAGGUGCGAGCCAUGUGGAAAGAGGUGGAAAAAUUUUCCAGCGAACAGAGUGCUGAGAAGGAAGUGGUGGAGUCCAUUUUUCAGUCAGUGAACAGUCAGUACCAGAUUGACGGGCGAGAAAUCAACCUGAAUGUUCCAGAACUUCUGUUGCGAAAGUGUCAAAAUGAAAUUCAGAGGAGGCGUGUGGAGAACACUUAUGAGGGUGGAAAGCUAAAUCUACUAAGCCUUCUCCAGUUGUGGAAUUUAUCACUUCAUCUGUACAUAGAGAAACUUCGAGAAGUUGGUGUCCCGGAGUUGGAUGUGGCUCCCAUCAGCACUGUGGUCCAUACCUAUCAUGCUCAGCUUGCCAACUUGGAGACUCUCAAAGAACGGUUGUCCUCAGAGUUAAUACCUAACCUGAGAGGCUCUGUUGACGAUGUGCGAUCAAAACUGCCUGUAUGGGAGUCGGAAUAUGCUUCACCCAGUAACAGACAGGCCAUGCCCAUGCAGCUGACAAUCCCCUCCCCACUACAGAUAUCCAUGACUCCUGACCUCAGCAAAAAGGCAACACCCCCAGAGUUUAGAACUCGGGUCACACCUAAAGCAGAUGCAAAUACGCCAGACACUGUAAUACAGCUGAUAGACUCUGUUGAAAAAGCAGCAAGGAAAUCUAAGUCGACACAUGAUAGGAUUCAUAUCACAAGAGGGCAACCAAAAGGGAGACAACCAAGGAUGUGGAACACGAAGGGGAGGCAACUGGUGAAGCUAGGAAAGUACGCUCACACCUACCUACGAGGCAUGGGUCUAAGCACCCUGCCUCCAGACAAAGACAACCCCCAGGGAAAACUCAGUCCGAUGUAA
This is a messenger RNA of Liolophura sinensis, 1413 nucleotides long. Its product is annotated as HAUS augmin-like complex subunit 6. Gene Ontology annotation, cellular component: mitotic spindle microtubule; HAUS complex. Lineage: Eukaryota; Metazoa; Mollusca; Polyplacophora; Chitonida; Chitonidae. Bases 1 to 1413 code for a protein of 470 amino acids. The record is from RefSeq and is a predicted model, not a curated record. Gene Ontology annotation, molecular function: microtubule binding. The transcript has 14 exons. Gene Ontology annotation, biological process: spindle assembly.